Molecule: messenger RNA, 2625 nt
Organism: Salpingoeca rosetta
Lineage: Eukaryota; Choanoflagellata; Craspedida; Salpingoecidae
Exons: 19
Coding region: 1-2610 (869 amino acids)
Biological process (GO): ribosomal small subunit biogenesis
Cellular component (GO): nucleolus
Molecular function (GO): RNA binding; protein binding
Source: RefSeq, a predicted model, not a curated record
AUGGUUGGCAAACCCAAACAGCGUGCGCAGCCAAACCUGCACCGUGCCCAGCGGGCUGUGCUGCAUCUGAUUGGGGAGGGCAAGCGAGCAAAGGGUGGUGAUCGGGAUGACGAGGCUCCCACGGCUUCUGCUGCUGCUGCAACUGCAGUGGCUGGGGCCUCUGACAAAGCAAGGAGAAAGAAGAAAAACAACCCAAGAACCGGCUCAAGCAGCGCGCUGGCUGGCAUUCGGUCUCGGAAGGAACAACGCAAACAGAAGCGUCUCUUGCUGAAACAGCGACACGCGGUCAAGCCGAAGCAGGACGGAGUGAAGCAAGACAGCAGCACCAGCAAGAAGAAAAAGAAGAAGAACAAGAAAAAGAAAAAGAAGACCCAGCAACAGCACGACAGCGAGGGUGGAGCUGACAAGCGAACGACACGACACAGCGAUGCCGACCUUGGCGACGACAACCCCGCAAAGCGAGCAAAAAUGAAUCCGCAUCGAGAGGCCCUUCUUGAGCGAUUGCAAGCUGCUGGUCUCAUUGGUUCCAACCCAGAAGAUGAGAAUGAUGAGGACGACAAGACAAUUCGCGAGAUGGAGAGGAGGCUCGGUGUCAAGAACAACAAAGCUGCGACUGCGUUUUCCAAGGAUGAUCCCCUGCGUGAUCUGUUCCAGUUUGCAGACAAACUCACGGACGAGGUUGGAGAUGGUGAUGGCGAUGAUGACGACGCGUUAUUGGACGACAACGGUGAUGAUGGUGAUGAUGAUGAUGGUGGUGUUGAUUUGGAUGAGCUGGAAGGGCUGGAAGGGCUGGAGGGUAUUGAUGAUGAGGACGUGGAGCUGUUGGACGAGGAAGAUGAUAGUGGUGAUCAUGGUGAUGGUGAUGGUAAUGAUGAUGAUGAUGAUGAUGAUGAUGCCAACAGCAGCGAUGGUGAAGGCACUGGCGUGUCAACAGUCGUCAAGACAGACAUCUACGGGCGACCGCUGGGCGAAGCAUCCAACAGCAGCAGCGGUGGUGGAGGUGGAGGGAAGUACAUUCCACCUGCACUGCGCCGCAAGAUGCUCGCCACCGACGAUGACGACAAAGGACAGCUUGGCAGACUCCUGCGGGGGCUCCUCAACAGGCUGAACGACUCCAACCUUGCGCCCCUGGUUGCGCAGAUUGCGGAUGUGUUUCGCUCCAACAGCAGAAAUCGCGCGUGCGGCGUCAUCGCUCGAUUUGUCAUUGACGCCUGCGUUCGCCAGGACCGGACGUUGGCGCAUCUCCUGCGCGUGUACGCCGCGACCAUCGCUGCCCUCCACUCCAUCAUCGGCAUGGAGGUGACGGCCAUGUUUCUGCAGUCUGCAAUUGACAAGUUCAACGAGCUGUACAAGCAGCAGCAGAAGAAACUCAGCAACAUCGUCGAAGCACACCCAAGCACACCCGAGCCAUCACAUAACGUCAUCACAUCAUCACGACAACAACAACAACAACAACAACAACCACGACGUGCAGACUCGAAUGUGACUGCUGAAGAAAUUGAUGCGACACUGGACAAACGGGCCAUCAACAUUGCAUCGCUCAUUGCUCUCCUGUAUCACUUCAACGCCGUCGACGCGUCAUUCAUCUUCGACCUCCUCAACAUGUUCAUGGGCGAGGGCGGGAUGAGUGCGCUCGACAUUGAGCUGAUCCUGGAGGUGUUGCGGACGUGCGGUGCGAAGAUGCGACACGAGGAGUCGCUCCAUCUCCGCAACAUUCUCCACGACAUCAAGACGCGCGCCGCGGAGACCAUAGGCACCACCACAUCACGCGUAAAGUUUAUGCUGGAAGGGAUUCAGGACUUGCAGGCGAAGAAGUGGCUGAUCCUGAAGGACAACAGGGAACAGCUCAAACCACUCGUGCUGGCGCUGCGGAGUUGUCUGCGGGUGCAGAGGGCGACUGCUGCCGAUCCGCUCAAAGUUCCGCUGAAAGACGUGCUGGAGGCAGACACACGAGGCCGCUGGUGGCUCGUUGGUGCUGCAUGGCACGGCCGAAACGACAGCACAUCAUCAUCAACCAAGGGCAACAGUGGCCGCCAUGCUGGUGAUGAUGACGAUGAUGACGAUGACAUUGGUGCUGAUGGUGGUAUGGGUAAAGGCAGUCUGAUGGAGCUUGCUGCUGCACAGCGCAUGAACACAGACGAGAAAGCAUUCAACCCGUACUACGCUGUGCUGAUUCACCACCUGUGCCAGCACUCGUUUGCCCACAAACAUACCAUGAAGUUUUCGAUGUGGGACCGGUUCAAGCAAGUUGAAGGCAUGGACGCGACGACGGUGGACAACAUGCUGCGUCUGCUCGCAUUCGUCAUCGCAAAGGGAUCGCUCAACUUGAGUGUUCUGCGGGCUCUGCCCUUCACGACUCUUCCGCCACAUCUCGUGUCGAUGCUGCGAAAAUUCUUUGCCAUUCUUCUCACACAGUAUUCCGAAGGUGCGGUGAAGAAAGUGUUUGAGGCGCUGAGCGGGAACGCCAACGCCGCCAUCGUCAAGGACAGCAUCGUCGUCUUCUUCGACCACUACAUGACCAGAGACCAGCUCGAAGGCGUCACCGAUGACCCCGCACUGCUCUCCCAGCGGCUGAAACUUGCCAAGCAGAGUUGUAUUCGUGACGAGUAAACGCACAAAGUAGCA